Nerophis ophidion (straightnose pipefish) is the source of this 4724-nucleotide messenger RNA. RefSeq names its product L-threonine ammonia-lyase. The coding region runs from base 174 to 2267 and encodes 697 amino acids. Gene Ontology annotation, biological process: L-threonine catabolic process; L-serine catabolic process. The record is from RefSeq and is a predicted model, not a curated record. The transcript is spliced from 11 exons. NCBI's taxonomy places the organism in Eukaryota, Metazoa, Chordata, Actinopteri, Syngnathiformes, Syngnathidae. Gene Ontology annotation, molecular function: L-serine ammonia-lyase activity; threonine deaminase activity.
CCCUGGAUAAUCCCUUUCUAAAUAGCCUCUGAGCCAGGAAAGAGUUCGGGAACUCUGUCUGUGGACAUUGGACCGUGGGAGCAGCACUGAGAAGUAUCCCACACCUCCAAAGCUGAGGAGAAGUCACACACAGAGAGAACUUUGGAUUCUGAGAGGACACUGCUUCCAUCAGGAUGAAUUUUGCCGCACAGUUAUUUUACUCAAGCUACUUAAAUGAGCGACUGGAACGAUUGUUUUCACCAAAGCCUGCACUUAAAGACAGCGAGGAAAAUGAUCCCUUCUGGCAGAGGUGGGAAACAUGUAGUGACCCUGACCCAUCAGAGCUCUCCUCUAUUCACACCAACCUAGUAGCAAAAUCCCGUCUUUGCGAGAAAAAUCCACCUCCACCCCAAAACAAGGGGAAGACUCCCAUUUUGAGCUCAGUAGCAUCUUCAGUCCCUCUCCCUGUUUCUCCUCCACUCCUACAGCUCCCUCCAACAAUCACUCCACAUUGCAAAAGAGGAUGGACAAAACAAUCAGCUUGUCUUCCAAAUCCAGUUUUGGAUGCUGUGAUUUCCCAACCAAGAACAUCCAAACUUCCUUCCAAAAACUACCUUUCGCCGCAGAGAUCUACCCCCAAAACGUCUCACCAUCCUUCCAAGUCGCUAACAGCAAUAUUUCCCUGCAUCUUUCCAUCUUCUACUCCCCCAAUCACCUGUAGAAAAGAGUUCCUUCCUUCCUUUGAUGACCUGGUAGAUAUUCUCCUGCGUAUGGCCCUCUAUUGUGUUCUCCUCCUUGUCACCAGAGAGGAGCUGCGUCUGGGCCCAGCAGAACCAGCUAACUCUUACAAAGGAGGGCUGGUCAGUAAUGGCGCCGUGGGUCGCAGACCGACCCUUAUUGAACCAGAGAGGCUGAAGGACUUUGGUGAGGAGGAACUUGUCAACGGGGACGUGAAGGUCCGUGACACCAGAGUUGCGGUAGAGGCACCUGUCAUCAUACUAAUGGACCCGCCUAAAACCCGAAGAGUCAGUGAGUUCAGGAUCGUACCCAGACCGACUGAACAGUACCUGCGGUUCGAGGACAUCAGCGCUGCCGCCUUCACUAUCCAGUCAGGGAUACAGAAGACACCCUGCUCGUACUCCCGGCUGUCCAAACAGUACGGUAUGGAAAUCUACCUAAAGAAAGAGCACCUCAACUACACAGGCUCAGUGAAGGAACGAGGAGCGUUGUACCUGCUCUCCUCUCUCACACAGGAGCAGCAGAGAAAAGGUGUGAUUGUUGCCACCGACUGUAACUUCUCCAUGGCCGUGGCCCAUCAUGCAGUGGAGCUGAAGAUCCCCGUGUUUGCCAUCAUGCCCUCAUGUUGCUCCUCACCUCGUCUUCGGAUCUACAGAGACUACGGCGCCAUGGUCAUCUCUUACGGCAGCACCGGUCAUGAUUCACAGAACCACGCCCGCCAUUUGGCCGAAAACAACGGUUACCUCUACCUUGAAGAAGAUGAAAGUGCGACCUACCUGGCAGGACUGGGCACAGUGGGGAUGGAGAUCUACGAGCAAGUGGCCAAACUUGACGCAGUGUUGGUGCCUGCAGCUGGACAGUACGGCCUGCUGGCGGGCACGGCUGCAGCCAUCAAGCAUCUCAACGCACACGUUCUUGUCAUAGGAAUAGAACCUGAAGGUUUCCCUUUGCUGCAUCAAUCUCUAAAGACAGACGGUCCCAUCAAAGACUUCCAUAGCAACCCCAGUAGCAGACUGUAUGGAGAUAUCAUGGAGCGCUCGCUCGGCAUCAACACCUUCCAGCUGGCAAAGAGACUUGUGGAUAAAGUCAUCUCCGUCAGUGAGGAGGAUUCUCUGGUGGCAAUGCUGAGGUUUCAAGAGUUUGAGCGUUCUACUGUGGACACGGAGGGAGCCAUGGGACUGGCAGCCAUCUUGGCAGGACAGCUGCCAGAACUGAGAGGAAAAAGGGUUGCAGUGGUGGUGAGCAGUGCUAACAUGGAGCUGGAUUUGGUGAGGCAGUGUGUGGACCGAGCCCUGGUGCUGGACGACCGUGUCAGCAAGUUUUCAGUGCAGCUGGGGGAAUGGCCCGGAGACAUGGCGAAGCUGUUGGACGUCUUGUCCAGAGAGGACGUCAGGUUGUUGGACGUCAAUCAUCGGAGGCACAGUGACAAGUCAAACCUCUUCAAAGCAAAGGUGGAGUGCGUAGUGGAAACCAGAGACAAGACCCAAAGCACUCAACUGAGGAAGACGUUGAGUGAACGCUACCCUUCUGUCUGCUGGCUGGAGCGAUGAUCAUGUGACCAUUGAUGAAACUAACCUGCUGUAUAUUUUGGAAGGAACGUCAUCAACACAACGGAUGUUCGAAAUUUGCAUUUAGAGUCACUAUUAUCUAUAUUGAUACUGUUUACGCUGCUAUUAUUGUCUGCUGCUGCAGGGAAAUAGUUCUACUACACAGUGGGGGCUCUUGUAGGUACACUAUGUGCAGCCAGACCAUUAGGUACACUAAUAUGAGGGAGAUUUUUUGUAUACACUGGACUAUACAUAUAUUAGUUUGUUCAAUAUAAAUGUAUAUACCUAGUAGUGGGUCUAUAUCUUCAAUGUGGUGACCUUGGUCACCUCAUACCAACCCCACUCAGGCUUCCCAGUUUGUGCUGAUUGAGAUAGUGUCUGGAGUUGAUGACCGUCUUUGCAGUUUCCUGCGCGACUCAAGCUCCGGACCAAAUGAGCGCUGAGCACAAAUCUAUUUAGGUCCCCCCCCCCCCCCAUCCUGUACUUGUGCAGUGCCGUGCAAAGAUUUAUUUGUUGGAAUUCCCUUUUUCAAAUAAUUUGCUGUGACACUGUAAACAUUGAAUAGGAUAUAAGCGGUUAUGAAAAAAACGACUAAAUCCACUAGACUUUGUGGAGUGUAGACACAAGUCAUAUCAAUCCAGGUAAGGAUUUAAAUAUAUGUACAAACCCCGUUUCCAUAUGAGUUUGGAAAUUGUGUUGGAUGUAAAUAUAAACGGAAUACAAUGAUUUGCAAAUCCUUUUCAACCCAUAUUCAGUUGAAUGCACUACAAAGACUUUAGAAUUUCAUGGCUGCAACAGGUUCCAAAGUAUUUGGGAAAGGGCAUGUUCACCACGGUUACAUCACCUUUUCUUUUAACAACACUCAAUAAACAUUUGGGAACUGAGGAAACUAAUUGUUGAAGCUUUGAAAGUGGAAUUAUUUACCAUUCUCAAGCUCUGCUUUUCCUACUCCUUUUCGAACAUGUUGAAAAGAGAAACUGGAAAUUGUGUUGUAUCGUGUUGUAUGCUUGCCUGUUCAAAAUAAACUCACUCAUUGUUUUAUGUAGAGCUUCAGUCGUUCAACAGUCCGGGGUCUCAGCUGUCAUAUUUUACGCUUCAUAAUGCGCCACACAUUUUCCAUGGGAGACAGGUCUUGACUGCAGGCGGGCCAGGAAAGUACCCGCACUCUUUUUUUAGAAAGCUACGCUGUUGUAACACUUGUCUUUCUGAAAUAAGCAGGGGCGUCCAUGAUAACGUUGCUUGGAUGACAAAAUAUGUUGUUCCAAAACCUGUAUGGGCCUUUCAGCAUUAAUGGUGCCUUCACAGAUGAGUAAGUUACCCAUGCCUUGGGCACUAAUACACCCCCAUACCAUCACAGAUGCUGGCUUUUGAACUUUGCGCCUAUAUCAAUCGGAAUGUUUUUUUUCCUCUUUGUUCUGGAGGACACCAUGUCCUGUUUCCAAAUAUAAUUUGAAAUAUGCAUUUGUCUGACCACAGAACACCUUUCCACUUUGCAUCAGUCAAUCUUAGGUGAGCUCGGGCCCAGCCAAGCCGGCAGCGUUUCACAAUAGUUGAUAAAUGGGUUUGGCUUUGCAUAGUAGAGUUUUAACUUGCACUUACAGAUGUAGCCACCAACUGUAGUUACUGACAGUGGUUUAUGAAGUGUUCUUGAGCCCAUGUGGUGAUAACCUUUACACACUGAUGUCGGUUUUUGAUGCAGUACCGCCUGAGGGAUCAAAAGUACGUAAUAUCAUCGCUUAUGUGCAGUGACUUCUCCAGAUUCUCUGAACUUUUUGAUAAUUUUACGGACCGUAGAUGGUAAAAUCCCUAAAUUCCUUGCAAUAGCUUGUUGAGAAAUGUUGUUCUAAAACUAUUCAACAAUUUGCUUACAAACUGGUGUCCCUCACCCAUCCCUGUUUGUGAAUUACUUAGCAUUUCAUGUAAGCUGCUGUUAUACCCAAUCAUGGCACCCAAAUGUUCCCAAUUAGCCUGAACACCUGUGGGAUGUUCUGUAUAAGUGUUUGAUGAGCAUUCCUCAACUUAUCAGUAUUUAUUGCCACCUUUCCCAACUUCUUUGUCACAUGUUGCUGGCAUCAAAUUCUAAAGUUAAUGAUUAUUUGCACACAAAAAAAUGUCAGUUUGAACAUCAAAUAUGUUGUCUUUGUAGCAUAUUCAACUGAAUAUGGGUUGAAAAUUAUUUGCAAAUCAUGGUAUUCAUUUUAUAUUUACAUCUAACACAAUUUCCCAACUCAUAUAAACGGGGUUUGUAGUAAAUACAGUCAUAUUUGCUGUAUUGGAGUGUUCUCUAAGUGAGGUUCUAGUAGAUUGUGGUCAAGUAUGUUGCCUUUGCACAGUCCUGUACAUUCUACACAUUGCUUUGCAUAUUUAUUUUGGAAUGGUUACAUUUAUGAUGAAGUAUUUUUAAAGAGGUAGUUUCGCUCCAAAGUAGAAAUGUUACCUGAAUAAAACCUACUUUUGGGA